This is a messenger RNA of Corticium candelabrum, 2242 nucleotides long. RefSeq names its product RNA-binding protein MEX3B-like. NCBI's taxonomy places the organism in Eukaryota, Metazoa, Porifera, Homoscleromorpha, Homosclerophorida, Plakinidae. The record is from RefSeq and is a predicted model, not a curated record. Gene Ontology annotation, molecular function: RNA binding. The coding region runs from base 141 to 1748 and encodes 535 amino acids. The transcript has 2 exons.
CAAAUUUACAUUCGAUAUUCAGUGCUGAUAAAGGUAAAUGACGCGAGCCCACAGUUUGAGUUGCGGGUGAGACCUCAGCGUCGGUGUGCUACUCACAUCUAUGGUCUCGCUGGAGUAGGGUGUCUCGUGUUCCUUACCAAAUGAUCUCGCUUGUCUCAACCCACCGUAACGGCGUACCAAUGGAGAAAGGAAUCGGCACGCUUGAGGAUGGAAUGGCUCUGCAGCUAGCACUCGAGUUGUCGAGACUGAACGUGAACAACCACGAACCCGGAUUCGCCGACGGAGGCGCGUUCGACGAGGGACGCGGUGCGUCGCGCUACAAGUCGAACAAUACGACAGAACGCGUUCCUGUGCCGAGCUCGGAGCACGUGGCGGAGAUCGUUGGCAGACAAGGAUGCAAGAUCAAGGCGCUGCGAGCGAAGACGAACACGUACAUCAAGACGCCCGUUCGAGGCGAGGAACCCUUCUUCGUCGUCACCGGUCGUCGCGAGGACGUGGCAAUGGCGAAACGCGAGAUUCUGGCGGCCGCCGAGCAUUUCUCACAGAUCCGUGCAAGCAGGAAAGCGUCUGCGUCGCAGUCGCCUCCGAUCACGUCACCGGGAGUCGCCGUUCAGCCUCCAACGCCGUUCGGCGGAGACAACCAUAUUACUAUCCGAGUGCGAGUGCCGUAUCGAGUCGUCGGGCUCGUGGUUGGUCCGAAAGGAGCGACAGUCAAACGGAUUCAACAGUUGACCAACACGUAUAUCAUAACGCCGUCUCGAGAUCGAGAGCCGUGCUUCGAGGUGACGGGCACGCCCGAAAACGUGGAGAUCGCGAAGCGAGAAAUAGAAAGUUACAUUGCGCUGCGCACUGGGGGCUCAGUCGACGGCUCGUCGGACGAUGCUGACUAUCCUUUGUCUCCAACGGGAGAUAUCAAUGGCUCGAUCGUUGCCGAUCCGAUCUAUACGUCGGCCGCGCAUCAUUACUCGACGCUGCGCGAGGCGCAGAUGAAUCGAGCGAACCAGUUUGUGGCGGCGGUGCCGCCGCGUGGAGGAGACGGGAUGUAUCGAUCCUUGUCGCCCAGUGGCGUUCAAGCCUUCACCCAGUUCCAGUUUCCUAAGACCGGAAGUCAGGAUGAUGAUACGUUUGGGCCCGGAAGUCACGUGUUUGAUCAAGGGAUGGAUCCGAUGGCGGUGCCACCGCGUCAGAACUCAUCACGUCAGAGUGGGUCGAUCUGGUCAUAUCAGAGAGGGAGUUUUGGUGGACAUUAUCGAAGCGAGGCGAGUGCCUUUCAGCCACCCAGGCGUGGACUUGUGUUUGAUGAUGCGAUGCGUCCGAUGACGUUGGGUAAACCGUUGCAAGGGAGAGGUGCAUUCGGACGCACCGUGAGCGAGCCCUACGGACUCAGUACGCUUCCACUCACCAGUCCGACCAUGAAUCUGGGUCCGAUUGGGUCGACACCGGACAUACCGGGAUUGAAUUCUGUGUCGUCUGGGAUGAGCACGAAAAGUAACGGUACAGCUAUCCUACAGCAGAACGGGAGUGUUAGUUCGUCAAGCGAGGGCUCGUCGCGUCAAUCUCAGUCUCCAACGGAGAACAAGGCGAAGGAAUGUGCUCAGUGUUCCACCAGGGAAGUCGUCGCUGCUCUCGUUCCGUGCGGUCACAACCUGUGGUGCAUGGAGUGCGCCGCAGACAUCAUGGACGAUCACCAGAAGUGUCCAAUGUGCAUGAAGGAUGUCAUCUCGGUCCUUCGAAUUCAUCAGAACUGAUUAUUUCUUCACACUAGAGUGGCUCACUUUAUGGAUGGGAGUUGUCGACUGCGAUCAUCCCCGGAGCACAUUUAAUCUUUAUCCCCCCUACAUGUUUCAGCAUCUAUUUUGAGUAAGCUAAUCAAAUCGCAUAAUAUCCUCAUCUCUGCAGUCUUGUAGAUGUCUAGCACCCAGACCUGGUGGUAUUUUGAUGGCCUAACCAGAAGUUCCUCAUUCUAGAAUCAGAGACAUGCCAAUAUGAAUUGAUAUAUUUUAUAGCCAGAGCAUUGGUUUCCUAAUUAUCAGCAGUCUGCCAGAUCCACUAUUAUAAUGGAAAUGUUAGUGGUAUAGUUUGUGCAAUCUUGACUUUAGUUUUUCUAGAUAAAUUUUAUUUGUUGGACUUAUGUGAGAGCUAACCCAAGACCAGCUGGUUUUUUAUGACUGUUCCAAUGUCAUGUUAUCUAGUCUUGACUUGGAGCAGGGGUUAUGAGCAAUACAUUUACUUGUUGUAUCUA